Molecule: messenger RNA, 660 nt
Organism: Microtus ochrogaster (prairie vole)
Lineage: Eukaryota; Metazoa; Chordata; Mammalia; Rodentia; Cricetidae
Product: translation initiation factor IF-2-like
Exons: 2
Coding region: 1-660 (219 amino acids)
Source: RefSeq, a predicted model, not a curated record
AUGGCAGCAGAAAAGCUGUCAGCUCCGACUUCCAAGACAACUUCUCCGUGGAUGCUUGUUUCCUCCCCAGCGCUCACGGUUGACAGGAACGGCUACGAAUCUGCGCGCCGCCCACGCCCCCCUCUGCAUCUUUGGCUGCACCGCGGCCUCCACGGUGGACGCCCGGCCCACGUCCCGGGGCGUCACGCACGACACUCUGGAACCCCGCCGCGUAGGGGACCAGGCCCGGGCCUGAGACGCCGCGCCCAGCCGCUGUCCCGCCCGAGCCAAGCCGCCCCGCAGCCCGCCCCACGUCGCCCGCACCUGUCGCGCCCCGACCUGAGCUCACCUCGUCCCGGGGGCCCUCGGCCCACGCCCGAGCCUCUGGGACCGGCUCCCUUCACCGCCUCCGCCAGGGGCCCCGUCGCGGCCGCCGCCCACUUUCGGUUUCCCCAGCACCGCCAGAGCCCCGGCUUGGGAAAUCACCUAAAGCCCCGCCCUCUAGGUCACGCCCCGCAACACCAAGCCCCGCCCCCUCGGCCGCGGGGCUCGGCUGGAUGUGCGCAGGCGCAAGCGCUCAGGCCACGACCGCCCGCCCCGGGGUUCGCCGAUGAGAGGGGAAACCGACGCCGCCUAGCGGUUUCUGCGCGUGCGCACGCCGGGCUGGCGCUCGGGCUGUGA